Messenger RNA from Drosophila takahashii, 1715 nucleotides. RefSeq names its product Rac2 (gene Rac2). Gene Ontology annotation, molecular function: GTP binding; protein kinase binding; GTPase activity. Gene Ontology annotation, biological process: cortical cytoskeleton organization; establishment or maintenance of cell polarity; small GTPase-mediated signal transduction. NCBI's taxonomy places the organism in Eukaryota, Metazoa, Arthropoda, Insecta, Diptera, Drosophilidae. Gene Ontology annotation, cellular component: cytoskeleton; cell projection; cytoplasmic vesicle. The record is from RefSeq and is a predicted model, not a curated record.
UUUCUUCACUCGCCGCGAAGAUUUCACAGCGUUUGGGCGUGUUUUUCCGUAUCUGCCUUAGAAAAUCCACAUAUGCGGGUUCAAUUAAUUCAUAAAUACCAUACCGACAAACAGGAAGCACGCCGUCACAGUUCUGCUUUCAAUUAAGAAUAUUGAUUGAAAAACUCUCGUGAUAAAUCAAAUAAAACUGAAGUUUGAAGUGGACUUUAAAUUCGCAUGUCUCUCAUUGUACCCGUGUGUGUGUGUAUGGACAGCAUUUGUAUUUGUGCGUGAGCAAAUUAUUGUAUAAUCGCCAAAAAAAAACAAAAUAAUAAAAGCAGAAACGCCAACGCGAGAACCAAAAGCUAUAGAAUCAGAAAAACUAGCUGCCAAACGGAAUUCAGAAAAAAAAAAAAAUAAAAAACAAAAACUAAUGACUAAAGUUUGUAUUUAACUCAGUAAUUACGCCCAAACAACUACAAUCAAAAUAGUCAUUUUGGAAGAGGAACUGAAAUAAAUCCUCACUGAAAGCAGCUACCAAAAACCCCUUUUCAAUAUAUAACAUUAAACAAUAAAUAUAAAACACAUUAAAAAACUGGCUGACCUACUGAAUUUAAUAAGUACCACAGAGUCAUUAUAAUUAACUACCUACACAAAAAACAUACAUAAAACCAGUUGAGCUACUGAAAACCAGCUGAUCUACUGGAGAAGAUACGAAGACCUCUUGAGCGGCUGAAUUCAUCGAUUACCGUAUCCAUUCUAAUCCAGCAUACAUCAUGCAGGCCAUCAAGUGUGUGGUUGUGGGCGACGGAGCGGUGGGUAAGACCUGCCUGCUGAUCAGCUAUACGACCAACGCCUUUCCCGGCGAGUAUAUACCCACCGUAUUCGACAACUACUCGGCCAAUGUGAUGGUGGAUGCCAAGCCCAUCAACCUGGGACUCUGGGAUACUGCGGGUCAGGAGGAUUACGAUCGCCUGAGGCCCCUGUCCUAUCCCCAGACGGACGUGUUCCUCAUCUGCUUUUCACUGGUUAAUCCGGCCUCCUUUGAGAAUGUGCGGGCCAAGUGGUUCCCCGAGGUUCGCCAUCACUGCCCGAGUGUUCCAAUAAUCCUGGUUGGAACCAAGCUGGAUCUUCGCGACGACAAGCAGACGAUCGAGAAGCUGAAGGAUAAGAAACUGACGCCGAUCACCUAUCCCCAGGGAUUGGCGAUGGCCAAGGAAAUCGCUGCGGUCAAAUAUCUGGAGUGCUCGGCUCUGACCCAAAAGGGUCUGAAGACAGUCUUCGAUGAGGCCAUCCGAUCGGUUCUAUGUCCGGUGGUUCGAGGCCCCAAGCGACACAAGUGCGAACUGCUGUAAAACUUUGAACCCACCAAACGGAAAAAAAAAACACAGAGAAGAACAUCAAAAACUGGAGGAGAACAAAGCGCAAAAUUCUGUGCAAAAUUUUCAUAUUCAUUCGCUUUGUUGGGUUUACUGUUACCGAUAGUGUGAGUGUGUGUCUUUAGGGUGUGAGUGCGACGGCAUGAGUGUGUGAAUGAGUGAGCGUAUUUUUGUUUUUAUUGUCAUAUGUGGGGGAGCAGCAGCCACAAAAACAACAGCAACAGCUAUUAGCAAGGGGGCUGCGGGUUGGCGCGGGUCUCCGGGGGGGCAGAUCACAGAUAGAGAGAGAUAUACACAUAAACACAUAAGUAUGAUAUUGUGCAUACACGGGAAAAAUAAAUGUUGAAUAACUGUCCA